AUGGGUUUAGUUAAUAAAAUCGUUGUUACAAACGCAGAUGGUUUUGAUAAAACUUUGCAAGAUUCAUUAAAAUCUAAUGAAACUGUUUUUGUUCAAUUUAUUUCAAGUAUCGAUAAAACCACUUGCUCAUUAUGGUGCAGAGAUUGUCAAGUUUCUGAACCAAUUGUAAAUUCAGUUUUCGAGAAUUUACCAAAAAAUAUCACCUAUAUUGAAUGUCAAAUUGAAAGAGAAGGUGGAAACCCAAAUCAUCCAUAUAGAACAAAUCCAACAUUAAAAUUAACAGCAAUUCCAACUUUAAUUGUGCUUUUAACAAAGGAUGGCCCAAAACCAAAAACUUUAGUAGAAGAAGAUUUAGCAAAAGAAGAGAAUGUUAAACAAUUUGUAAAUGAAUAUUUAUAA
Dictyostelium discoideum AX4 is the source of this 399-nucleotide messenger RNA. RefSeq names its product thioredoxin fold domain-containing protein. Bases 1 to 399 code for a protein of 132 amino acids. NCBI's taxonomy places the organism in Eukaryota, Evosea, Eumycetozoa, Dictyosteliales, Dictyosteliaceae. The transcript has 4 exons. The record is from RefSeq and is a predicted model, not a curated record. Gene Ontology annotation, molecular function: protein-disulfide reductase [NAD(P)H] activity.